Messenger RNA from Diabrotica virgifera virgifera (western corn rootworm), 562 nucleotides. Its product is annotated as huntingtin-interacting protein K. Gene Ontology annotation, biological process: negative regulation of apoptotic process; protein stabilization. The record is from RefSeq and is a predicted model, not a curated record. The transcript has a single exon. The coding region runs from base 125 to 484 and encodes 119 amino acids. NCBI's taxonomy places the organism in Eukaryota, Metazoa, Arthropoda, Insecta, Coleoptera, Chrysomelidae.
UGUCAAAUGACAAUCGAAUCACGUCAAUUGUCAAUACGCGCAUGUAAAAAUUGAAUUAUAGAAAUUGUAUUUUUGAAAUAGAAAAUAACUAUUUAUUAAAUUAGAAACUUAAAAAUUUAGAACCAUGGCAGAUGAUCAAGCAAUUAAUGGAAGUGCCGAAGACUUACCAGCAGAAAAGAAUCAAAAAAAGGUUGCCAAAUACGAUAGUGGAGCAGCCGAUCUAGAAAAAGUUACAGACUAUGCAGAAGAAAAAGAAAUUUCUACCCAAGAUGUAGCAAAUGCAAUAUCAGCUAUAGGUGAUAGAAGAAAUAAAGAUGCUCUAGAAAAACAAGCUAGAGAAAAAGAACUAUUGAAAGUAUCAAUUAAAAAGGAAGAUGUGGAUUUGAUUGUUCGGGAAAUGGAAAUAUCUAGAACUUUGGCAGAAAGGACUCUUAGGGAAUAUAAUGGGAAUGUUGUGAAUGCUUUGGUAUCAUUGACCAAUUGAACUUUAUUUUAUUAUAUUAACAAGAACAAUUUUAGUCAUUACAGUAAGAAUAUUUUCUAAAUAAAACAGUGAACACUA